Molecule: messenger RNA, 2998 nt
Organism: Oxyura jamaicensis (ruddy duck)
Lineage: Eukaryota; Metazoa; Chordata; Aves; Anseriformes; Anatidae
Product: tenascin-X-like
Exons: 12
Molecular function (GO): protein binding
Source: RefSeq, a predicted model, not a curated record
ACUGAUGCUGUCACAGCAGCAGCUGUGCUAGAUAAGGAACCACCAUCCGAGCCACACCUGGGCGAGCUCACAGCCUCCCACAUCACUCCCAGUUCCGUCCAGCUGGAAUGGAGCGUCCCCAAGGGCACCUUUGACUCCUUCACGGUGCAGUACAAGGAUGCACAAGGCCAGCCACAGGUGCUGCCCGUGGAUGGUGGGUCCCGCACGGUGACCAUGCCAGGGCUGUCACCAUCCCACCGCUACAAGUUCAACCUGUACGGGAUGUGGGGGCGGAAACGUCUGGGCCCCGUCUCCACUGCUGUUGUCACAGCAGCUGCAGUUGAGCCGGAAAAGGAACCGCCAUCCAAGCCACACCUGGGUGACCUCGUGGCCUCCCACGUCACUCCUGACUCUGUCCAGCUGGAAUGGAGCGUCCCCGAGGGCACCUUUGACUCCUUCACGGUGCAGUACAAGGAUGCACAGGGCCAGCCACAGGUGCUGCCCGUGGACGGUGGGUCCCGCACAGUGACCGUGCCAGGGCUGUCACCGUCCCACCGCUACAAGUUCAACCUCUACGGGAUGUGGGGGCGGAAACGUCUGGGCCCCAUCUCCACCGAUGCUGUCACAGAUGCAGUCAAGACAGAAAAGGAACCACCAUCUGAGCCUCGCCUGGGUGACCUCGUGGCCUCCCACGUCACUCCUGACUCUGUCCAGCUGGAAUGGAGCAUUCCUGAAGGCACCUUUGACUCCUUCACGGUGCAGUACAAGGAUGUACAAGGCCAGCCACAGGUGCUGCCCAUGGACGGUGGGUCCCGCACAGUGACCGUGCCAGGGCUGUCACCAUCCCACCGCUACAAGUUCAACCUGUACGGGAUGUGGGGGCGGAAACGUCUGGGCCCCAUCUCCACCGAUGCCAUCACAGCUGCAGCGGAGUCGGAAGAGGAACUGCCAACAGAGCCACGACUGGGCGAGCUCACUGUGUCCCACGUCACCUCUGACUCUGUCCAGCUGGAAUGGAGCAUUCCUGAAGGCACCUUUGACUCCUUCACGGUGCAGUACAAGGAUGCACAGGGCCAGCCACAGGUGCUGCCCGUAGACGGUGGGUCCCGCACGGUGACCGUGCCAGGGCUGUCACCAUCCCACCGCUACAAGUUCAACCUGUACGGGAUGUGGGGGCGGAAACGUCUGGGCCCCAUCUCCACUGAUGCUGUCACAGUUGAGACAGAAGAGAAACCACCAUCCGAGCCACACCUGGGUGACCUCGUGGCCUCCCACGUCACCCCCGACUCUGUCCAGCUGGAAUGGAGCGUCCCCGAGGGCACCUUUGACUCCUUCACGGUGCAGUACAAGGAUGCACAAGGCCAGCCACACGUGCUGCCCGUGGACGGUGGUUCCCGCACGGUGACCGUGCCAGGGCUGUCACCAUCCCACCGCUACAAGUUCAACCUGUACGGGAUGUGGGGGCGGAAACGUCUGGGCCCCGUCUCCACCGAUGCUGUCACAGCUGCAGUCAAGACGGAGGAGGAACCACCAUCCCAACCACGCCUGGGCGAGCUCACGGUCUCCCACGUCACUCCCAACUCUGUUCAGCUGGACUGGAGUGUUCCCGAGGGCACCUUUGACUCUUUCAUGGUGCAGUACAGGGACGUGCAAGGCCAGCCGCACGCGCUACGUGUGGAUGGAGAUUCCCGCACAGUGACCGUGCCAGGGCUGUCACCAUCCCGCCGCUACAAGUUCAACCUCUACGGGAUGUGGGGGCGGAAACGUCUGGGCCCCAUCUCCACCGAUGCCGUCACGGCACUAGUCAAGUCAGAAGUGGAACCACCAUCCCAGCCAUACCUGGGUGAACUCACAGCUUCCCACGUCACCCCUGACUCCGUCCAGCUGGAAUGGAGCGUCCCCAAGGGGAAAUUUGACUCCUUCAAAGUGCAGUACAAGGAUGCACAGGGCCAGCUGCAGGUGCUGCCUGUGGACGGUGGGUCCCGCACAGUGACCGUGCCAGGGCUGUCACCAUCCCACCGCUACAAGUUCAACCUGUACGGGAUGUGGGGGCAGAAACGUCUGGGCCCCAUCUCCACUGAUGCUGUCACAGCUGCUGAUGAACUGGAAAAGGAACCAGCAUCCGAGCCACGGCUGGGUGACCUCAUGGCCUCUCACAUCACUCCCAACUCGGUCCAGCUGGAAUGGAGCGUCCCCGAGGGCACCUUUGACUCCUUCGUGGUGCAGUACAGGGACACGCAAGACCAACUGCAGGUGCUGCCCGUGGAUGGUGGGUCCCACACAGUGACCGUGCCAGGGCUGUCGCCAUCCCAACGCUACACGUUCAUUGUGUACGGGAUGUGGGAGCAGAAACGUCUGGGCCCCAUCUCCGUUGAUGCUGUCACAGCCCCAUCUCCAGCAGAGGAGGAACCACCAUCCCAGCCCAGUCUUGGCGACCUCACAGCCUCCCAUGUCACCCCCGACUCCGUCCAGCUGGAAUGGAGCAUCCCCAAGGGCACCUUUGACUCCUUCACGGUGCAGUACAAGGAUGCACAGGGCCAGCCACAGGUGCUGCCCGUGGACGGUGGGUCCCGCACGGUGACCGUGCCAGGGCUGUCACCAUCCCGCCGCUACAAGUUCAACCUGUACGGGAUGUGGGGGCGGAAACGUCUGGGCCCCAUCUCCACCGAUGCCGUCACAGGUGCCCCAGGGACCCUGUGGGUGGGGUCCCUGUGGCCCCGCAGCGCUCGUCUGCACUGGGCGCCCCCCCAAGUCCCCCCUGGUGGCUACAUCCUUGUCUACGGCCCCCCCGGUGGCCCCCUGCAGACGCUGCAGCUGCCCCCAGAGGCAACAUCGAAGGAGCUGUGGGGCCUGGAGCCCAUGGGCCACUACUGGGUGCAGCUGCAGAGUCAGGGGCUGGAGCCGGCCCCCGUGCCCCUCGAGGCCACCUUCGACACCCGUGAGUUGGGCACGCGGGUCCCUCGGGGCUGGGGUGGUCCCUUGGGGCUGGGGGGGUUGCCACGGCCAGGGGGGUCCCCAG